CCCGUUGCCGCCGCAAAUGUCUUCCGCUGCGCCGCUCGCCCUAGGGCUUCCUCGCGGCGGCUGCUUCCGCCGACAGGGAGCUCGAGCAACAGGUCGAGGAUGCGGGCAACAAGCUCCUUAAUCCCGUCUUCACAAUCUGUCGGUGAAAUUUGGCAAUCGAAACAGCGUAAUCGAAUCCCCUCCUCUGUAUUCAGCGCUCUUCUUCCGUCGACAGCCGCCAUGCCUUCCGUUCUCCUUCCUCAAUGGCGACGGUCGGAGACCAGCCUUCUCUCUCCUUCCUCAACGGCGACGGGCGGAGCAUCAGAGGUGGAGACCGACCUUCUCUCUCCUUCCUUAACGGCGGCGGGCGGAGCAGCAACAGAAGUGGAGACCGGCCGGCGACGGGUAAAGGAAAAAUUGGCAAUUAGGGAUUAGGGCGAUGAAGUGGCAGAGCUCUAUGGGAAUUGGCGGCGAUCGUUAGAGGGAUUGGGGUAGUAUCGGCAGUUUUCCCAAAAUUUAGUGGUAUCCGGAUACCCUAAACCCCCUGG
Linum tenue is the source of this 527-nucleotide messenger RNA. The record is from the annotation of a GenBank genome assembly. NCBI's taxonomy places the organism in Eukaryota, Viridiplantae, Streptophyta, Magnoliopsida, Malpighiales, Linaceae.